This is a messenger RNA of Dioscorea cayenensis subsp. rotundata (Guinea yam), 740 nucleotides long. Its product is annotated as glycine-rich cell wall structural protein. The transcript is spliced from 3 exons. Bases 61 to 462 code for a protein of 133 amino acids. The record is from RefSeq and is a predicted model, not a curated record. Lineage: Eukaryota; Viridiplantae; Streptophyta; Magnoliopsida; Dioscoreales; Dioscoreaceae.
AAAAAAGAUGAUUCUAGCUAGGGCAACGAGGGAGAGUGAGGGAGAAGGUGAGGGAGAGAGAUGGGCGAAGACGAUGAUAGGGGUUUGCUGUGGAGGUUGCCGGUGAUGAAGAUGCAGGACCUCGGCAAGCUUGGCCCUGGGUUCGGAAUCGGCGCCGGCUGUGGCGUUGGCUUCGGGUUCGGCCUCUUCGGUGGGGCCGCUUUGGGGGCUGGGGUCCCCGGUUUCAAAAUCGGGUUUGGACUUGGUGCUGGAUGUGGAAUUGGUAUGGGUUUUGGCUAUGGUGCUGGGAGGGGAAUUGCGUAUGAUGACAAACAGAAAUACAGUAAUGUGGGAAAGCUAUUGGGCGGCGGACCUUGGAAUCGUGCAAAUCUGGAAGGAAUGGAGCCAAUGCUUGAUGAGUUUUUCUUGAACACCAAGAAGCUGAUAAGAGCUGCUAAAAGAGAAAUGGGAAAGUGGAGGUGAACUAAGGCCAAAGGACAGCACUCCGUUGAUGCACUACUAGUGACAUGUACUAAGCUUUCAUAUUUCAUAUUAGGAUUGAUGCAAAGUCAAAACAUUGCUUUUGAAUAUGAUCAAUGUCUAGGUAUGAUAAUCUUUUCAUUUCAUGAAACACUGUUUAGGUCUUAUGUUUUUUGAUUGAGAACCUUGUCAAGCUAUCAGUGUCUCGAGACAACUGACUUAACUGUUGAAAAACGUCAAGUAUAUGUUGAAUCAAAUAUUUGUACUAUGUUGAAAAUUCA